CCAAAAACCACCAAAGUUUAUAAUAAUUUCCUUCACGAUGAGUUUCUCCAAAAUCCUACUCAAAGUAUUCCCUUUCCUCUUGGCUGAGCUCCUCAUGAUCUCAGCCACCGAAGCUGCCGGCUUCGAUAUCCGAAACAACUGCCCCUACACUGUCUGGGCCGCCGCCGUGCCUGGCGGCGGCAGGAGGCUCAACCGCGGAGAGACCUGGACCAUCAACGUGAACCCGGGCACAAAAGCCGCCCGCAUUUGGGCCCGAACCGGCUGCAACUUCGACGGGGCUGGCCGCGGCCGGUGCCAGACCGGCGACUGUGGCGGGGUCCUCCAGUGCAACGGCUACGGCCAGCCACCCAACACCCUGGCGGAAUACGCGCUGAACCAGUACAACAAUCUCGACUUCUUUGACAUCUCGCUCGUCGACGGGUUCAAUGUUCCGAUGGAGUUCAGCCCCACGUCCGGCGGGUGCAGCCGCAGAAUCCGGUGCACCGCCGACAUCAACGGGCAGUGUCCGUCUCAGUUGAGGACAUCCAGUGGGUGCAAUAACCCUUGUACGGUCUUUAAGACGGAUCAGUACUGUUGCAAUUUGGGCAAUUGUGGGCCCACCAACUACUCUAGGUUUUUCAAGGAUAGGUGUCCUGAUGCUUAUAGUUACCCUAAGGAUGAUCAGACUAGUACUUUUACGUGCCCUGGUGGAACUAACUACAAGGUUGUGUUCUGCGCUUAAGCAUGUUAUUAAGCUCCGAUCGAUAAUCUUACAGAAGACCAAUAAGUAGCCAACUUAUAAUAAUAUAGUUCGAUCGAACUAAAUAUAAUAGUGUAAUAAAACAUUUUAUUGGUCGG
Molecule: messenger RNA, 837 nt
Organism: Morus notabilis
Lineage: Eukaryota; Viridiplantae; Streptophyta; Magnoliopsida; Rosales; Moraceae
Product: protein P21-like
Exons: 1
Coding region: 38-721 (227 amino acids)
Biological process (GO): defense response
Cellular component (GO): extracellular region
Source: RefSeq, a predicted model, not a curated record